This is a messenger RNA of Nezara viridula (southern green stink bug), 234 nucleotides long. NCBI's taxonomy places the organism in Eukaryota, Metazoa, Arthropoda, Insecta, Hemiptera, Pentatomidae. The record is from the annotation of a GenBank genome assembly.
AUGUCCACGAGUGGAGAUGUCGACAUCACUCAGCGCCCAUCUUCCGCAGCCCUUAUCUAUUCCUACACUGACACAGUCCGAUCCCGUUCUCGGCUAGGCCUAUACGUCUCGCUAUCUCCUCGCUUCGGCAAUAUAUCGCCUUGUCCUCUCCUCGGCCAAAGAAUAUUAUUUCUAAAAGUACCGCAAUAUCGGGAGAUAGGGACAGCGAACUGCGCCUUAGCUACAGGCCGAUAA